CGCGCGUCGGCCGCGGCGCCAAUUGGCGAGCGACGGGAGCGCGGGGUUUGAUGGGAAGGAGUUGGCCGGGCCACUCUCUCUGUCAGUGGCUGCUGCUGCCUGCUCCGGAGGCAGGCUGCGCGGUGGCGGCCGAGACUGGCUGGGGUGGACGCCCAGGCCGGGCUGCGCCCGAUCCUCGCAGCUGUGAAUGCCUUUGGACAAUUGAUGAUAUUUAUCAUUGUGCCCAGUUUCUACAAAUAAAAGAUGGGUGGAUUAUUUUCUCGAUGGAGGACAAAGCCUUCAACUGUAGAAGUUCUAGAAAGUAUAGAUAAGGAAAUUCAAGCAUUGGAAGAAUUCAGGGAAAAAAAUCAGAGAUUACAAAAAUUAUGGGUUGGAAGAUUAAUUCUGUAUUCCUCAGUUCUCUAUCUGUUUACAUGCUUAAUUGUAUAUUUAUGGUAUCUUCCUGAUGAAUUUACAGCAAGACUUGCCAUGACACUCCCAUUUUUUGCUUUUCCAUUGAUCAUCUGGAGCAUAAGAACAGUACUUAUUUUCUUCUUUUCCAAGAGAACAGAAAGAAAUAAUGAAGCACUGGAUGAUUUAAAGUCCCAGAGGAAAAAAAUACUUGAAGAAGUCAUGGAAAAAGAAACUUACAAGACGGCUAAAUUAAUUCUUGACAGGUUUGAUCCAGACUCAAAGAAAGCAAAGGAGUGUGAGCCGCCAUCUGCUGGAGCAGCUGUAACUGCAAGAGCUGGACAAGAGAUUCGUCAGCGAACUGCAGCUCAAAGAAACCUUUCUCCAACACCAGCAAGUCCUAACCAGGGCCCUCCUCCACAAGUUCCAGUAUCUCCUGGACCACCAAAGGACAGUUCUGCCCCUGGUGGACCCCCAGAAAGGACUGUUACUCCAGCACUACCAUCAAAUGUGUUACCAAGACAUCUUGGAUCCCCUGCUACUUCAGUGCCUGGAAUGGGUCUUCAUCCUCCAGGUCCACCUUUAGCAAGACCUAUUCUCCCCCGAGAACGAGGCGCUUUAGAUAGAAUUGUUGAAUAUUUGGUUGGUGAUGGUCCACAGAACAGGUAUGCACUUAUAUGUCAGCAGUGUUUUUCUCAUAAUGGCAUGGCUUUGAAGGAAGAAUUUGAAUAUAUUGCUUUUCGAUGUGCCUACUGUUUUUUCUUGAACCCCGCAAGAAAAACCAGACCUCAGGCUCCAAGACUUCCCGAGUUUAGUUUUGAGAAGAGGCAGGUGGUGGAAGGUUCAAGUUCAGUUGGUCCCUUGCCAUCAGGAAGUGUGCUUUCAUCAGACAACCAGUUUAACGAAGAAUCUUUAGAACAAGAUGUUCUUGGUAAUAGUACAGAGCAGACAGAUGACAAAAUACCAGCUACAGAACAGACAAACCAAGUGAUUGAAAAAGCAUCUGACUCAGAGGAACCAGAGGAGAAAGAAGAGACUGAGAAUGAGGAAGCCUCAGUGAUUGAAGAGAAAGAAGAGACUGAGAAUGAGGAAGCCAACUCCACAGUUCCCAGAGUUGAUUCUAUUCCUGAUCCUGAACUAAGUGGAGGGUCUUUGGUGGCAGAGUAGUAAAUGCUUCUGCGUGCUUUCAACUGGAUGUUUAUAGUCUUGUUGAUGUCAGUUAUUGCUUUUUCGGUGGUACUUUCUUUUCUUGCCCCUCUAAGAGUAUGCUUCUGUAUCAUUUGAAUUCAGAUUGCCUAGCUAUUUGAACAUCACAAAGUUAUAUAUAUUGGGUAUUAAAAUUAAAAUCAAGUGAUAUCAGUGAAGUAAGAUCCUUUUGAAUGUACAAAGACCCACAUUAUUGAGACAGCUUUUAGAUAUUUUUUGUCCAUUCUAAAAGUAAACAAACAUGAUUGCAUUUUGUUUUCUGUCUGUAUAACCUGUAAAUAUCCGUCUUGGCAUAGGAAGAACUUUGGUUAACAGUAAGUUCUCUAAUUGUGUUUGUUUUAAGGAAUGAAACUCAGUUAAGAUUUUGACUACUUCAUUAUUAAAAAUUGAUAGAAGCUUAGCUCCUGAGAUAUUUACAACUGGGGGAAAUGUCUACUUAGGUGUUUACAUUGAGUGGUAUGAAAGUUGUAGUUAUUACUACAUAGUCACUGGUACGAAUUCUCAAUAAGAAUGCAAUGGAACAGUUAAGUAAAACUGUAACUACAUAGGCACUGGUACGAAUUCUCAAUGAGAAUGCAAUGAAACAGUCAAGUGCAGUGUUUCUUUUUGAUGUCUUUUAACUGGGCCAAAGGCACAUGAUGUAUGUAAUUAGUUUAUAUUUACACAUUAGCAUAUAGGAAAUAUUUCUGCACUUGACUGUACUUGAAUUCUGAGCAUUAUUUAUACAUGUAAAAUGAUGAUAUAUAUGUGAAUUUUGUGCUCUUGUUUGUAUUUUAUUAAGGAAAAUAAAAAUAAUCUGGCAUCAGUUUCAUUUUGUUAAAUAUCUAGUCUUCUUCAAACAGUAUCUUGGUGGAUGACUUGGCUACCUGAAAAAUCUGAGGAGGAAGAGCUCACAAUACAAUACAUCUGUAGAUUCUGCUUAGAGCAAAUUAUGAUACUUUUAUUCAGACUUGUUUCCUUUCUAGUUAAGAGAAAUAGUGACAUUUAGAGGUUCUAAUCAGAAGUUAGGUUUUUCUGAUUCAGGAACAUCUUAGGCCAGCCAUUUGUAAUUUUUAACUUUGAGAAACAAGUUUUGUGAGAAUAGGUAGUGAGUUGCUGGUAGUUAAUUGAAUUUAAUAUUUGUAUUAAGGAUUAACUGGAAAAAAACUUAACUCAGUGGUAAUUCUUGGACCUUAAAUACAGUGUGAUUAUCUGUUAUGGCCUCCUUUUAUCUGUCUUCUCCAAUAUUAAAAAAAAUAGAAAUAAGUUAUUAUGCUGAAGGGAAAAAUAUACCUGUAUAAGAAUGGUGUGUCUGGCUAAUGUUUCUAAGUUAUACGCAGUUUCUGAAAAACUGAACAAAAUAUUUUUAUCAUUUAAAAAUCUAUUUUUAUGAUUUGAUAUCUCCUAUGUGACUGUUGUUUUUUUUAAGGAACUCAAUCUAUUAACAGUCUGGGACAUCUUGGUAUAGUAACCAGAGUUUUUGAGCCUACCGUAUUGGGCUUAAAUUCCAUGACUGUAGUCUUGGGCAAGUCACCUAACCUCACUGAGAUUAUUUUUUUCAUCUGUAAAGUGGGAAGAAUUAUAUUUAUUUUUGAGACGUAUUGGGAUAAUUAAAAAUAAUUUAAUGUGCCUAGCACCCUACCUGAUGAUGGCAUUUGUUCUUAUUGACGCCUUUAAAAUAUGAAAGGACCAUAAGUUUUUCCUCUUGUAGAUGAGGAAAUUAAAAAGGAAUAUGAAUGUGUAAUUCAGCUGCUCAGAUUCAAGCCAAUGUUUUCUGUAUCAACUUUUCUUUAUUGUAUGUAUGUGUAUAAAUACAUAGAUUAAGGAAAUAGGAAGCUGAAACUAUAGAAUAUAAUCUUUUUUAAGGUGAUGAAUUUCAUCAGGUUCUUUGUGUGUUAUUGACCCAUACACAUUUUAGCAACAUCUUGCUUAGUCAUGUUAUAAAACAUUCAAAUUCUGAUAUACAUUGCUUGAAAAUGAGUGAGUACCUUAGAGACAUUUGAUGGACUCAAACAGAUAUUAUGACAAAUAUCUUUGAAAGAAAUAUGAAGGAAGGUUAAAUGGGGAUUAGUAAAAUUAAUGCAAUAGGUAACAUAUUUGUAACCAUGUAGUAUCCUUUAAGAUAGAAAAGCUUAUUCUGAUAUUAUUUUAAUAAACAGUUAAUGGUUGAAAC
Messenger RNA from Cebus imitator (Panamanian white-faced capuchin), 3748 nucleotides. RefSeq names its product lunapark, ER junction formation factor (gene LNPK). The record is from RefSeq and is a predicted model, not a curated record. The transcript has 13 exons. Gene Ontology annotation, biological process: endoplasmic reticulum tubular network organization. Gene Ontology annotation, cellular component: endoplasmic reticulum tubular network. NCBI's taxonomy places the organism in Eukaryota, Metazoa, Chordata, Mammalia, Primates, Cebidae. Bases 244 to 1557 code for a protein of 437 amino acids.